Messenger RNA from Macrobrachium nipponense, 1957 nucleotides. RefSeq lists its product as uncharacterized. The record is from RefSeq and is a predicted model, not a curated record. The coding region runs from base 371 to 970 and encodes 199 amino acids. The transcript is spliced from 2 exons. Lineage: Eukaryota; Metazoa; Arthropoda; Malacostraca; Decapoda; Palaemonidae.
UCCCGACUCUGGAGUCGGGCGACCAGACCAGACAUGAAAAGAUGCUAUACAGUCAGUAGACUCACCGCACUGUAGGUGUACCCUCAAGAACAGACUUGACCCCUACACACUCAGGAGAACCCCGCUGAAUUUCUGGCAUCGUCUCUGAGUAUCAUAACACCCUGACGACAAAGAACAGAUUUGACGUGGAACAUAUAUGAAGGCACUUGAGACUAAUAACCUUGAGGAGUAAACACAGCAGUUAGUGACAACCCCCCCCCCUCACCCCCCUCAGUAGUGAUCAGUGUUGUACUUCACCACCUCUCCCUAGUUGGAAAUUUGUUUAGAAUUGAAAAAGUUUUAAGGAUCAGUGCUGACAAAUAAAUCAGGUAUGGUGGCCCCUCAUGAAGUAGGUGACCUGGUCAGAUCACUGGUUCGUAUUCCUGGAAGUGGUCAUGAUAGGACCAUGCCGUCCUCAUGUUUGGAUCUCGCCAAGGUAUCCGUAGUAGCAGCUUCUGUUCCCAUUUCCACAACAAUUCCGCCAGCCAUAGCUCGUCCUCUUGCACAGCGGGAGACAAACAGGAGAGGUGCCAAGGAUAGGGAAGGCCCAGUAGCAUCAAGAACUGAAAAACGAGGCAAUGCAUCUGGAGGAGAAAAUGUAGAACACCCACCUAUGAAGAAGCCGUGUCAUGUUGUAGUGAAUGGACGUCAUCCACAAUUAGUAAUGGGCACAUCAGCCGUGGUAAUUGGUACACCUGUUCAGCUGAUGUUUCAUUCGGGACAGCAAAUCCAGCCCCAAGCACCCGUCCAAAUCGGUGCUUCUGCAGGAUCGUCAACUCCUUCAGUAUCACAGCUCCUUCAGGAAGUGUCUUCUCUUCAGGCAGAGAAUGUCUCCCUCAACGAAAGGCUGUCUCUUUUCCAUCAGCUUUUUAAGGACAAGAAAAGGUUGGCAUCAGUUCUCCUGCGUCUUGGAAUAAAGCCCCAGUGUUAACUUCAUAUUAUUAGUCAGGAAAUUAUAUUACUGCUUUGCUCUGUGUGAAAUGGUUUCUAGUGAAAUGGCAGAAAAAAUGAUACAUUUUCAAGGAGUGGAAUUUAUUUUUUUGCUUUAUUCACUAUUUAGCCUAUGGGAAUACUGAGUGUAACAAACUAGUCCACUACCUCAGUGUAUGCAGCUAGUUAGAAUACAAUGUUUUAACACAUUGCAGCAACUCAUUAUAGGACCAUUUAAAUCUGUAAUACAAUUUUAGCUUUGUGUACAGCCUAAUAUAAAGUUAAUUGAUAAUUUCCUUUGGAAAGAGUGACCGAAGAACAUACAGUGAAUAAGUAACUUGGCUAAUUGCACUAAAAAUGUUAUUUUGUAUCAUGCUCUUUGCUUAGUAAUUAUAUGCAUGUAAAGUGGAAGUAAUAAACAGUUUUAUCAGGUGAAAUAGUUUUUAUAAUGUUAAUUUACUGCCAUUAUCUUGAGGGAAGAUAUUUCCAUAAUCUAUUAAUGGGUAUUCCCUAACCUUUCAGGUCCUUCUGAACUAACUAGGAAUCCUAUAGGGGUUAGUAAGACUUUUAUGAUUAUGAAAAGAAUUUGGGUUGUUCUGUCAAUUUGUGAAACGUCAGUAAAGCUAUUUGCAGAUGGAAUAUAAUCUUACAAGGUGUUUCUGUACCUGGUUCAGAGGUGUACAGCCGGUCUCAUUAGUACCUUUUGAAAUCCUUACCAUCUGGUAUUAUCCAAGGCAAGGACACAUGCUGGCAUAAGGCCAGCUUAUUCUAAAACAUGAAAAAGGCCAAAUUUAAAUAUAUAUCUCUAAAUUUUAUGAUAGUAAUUCAAACAUUAGUAUGAAUUAAAUAAGCAGAAAACAGAGUUAUCAAAUAUUAGUAUGAAUCAAAUAAGUAGAAGAUAGAAAUAAUUCCUCGAAAAUGCCAAUUAAUGUAAUACUCGCAUAUAGUGUUCUUCAGAAAGAAAUUAAAUAAAAGGUAAAAAAAAAAA